AUGUGGUGUGACAACUGCUUGCUCGUGUUUCCCUUACGCCAUGGCGCCAUGGUCUGGAACGUCUUCAUCGCAGCUUACAAUCUGGCUGGAUCCAUCUUGCUGUUCAACAAGGGACAGUUCCUCUUCUUCAAUUAUCCCGAAUACCAGAUCUACGGUGGUAUCGGCAUGGGAGUCAUGGCAAUCUGCAUACUCACCACCAUCGGCUUGGCCAACAGCUCGUACAUGUGGAUGCGUCUUUGCUUUUUCCUCUGGCCCGCCAUCCUGGUCAUCGUUGCUGUUCGAGCCGGUUUCAUGAUUUUCCAGCUCGAUAGACAGCAGACCAAAAUCGUUUGGGAAUGUAACAAUGGUGGUCAGCUUUGGGGAACUGCAGGAGAGGAGGGCACAAACAAUGGAACCAUGCCAUCUGGGCUAUGCUCGGCCGGUUUCCACAGCCUCUACAUCGCAUUUGUCUUUUCGCUCGCUAUCGACUGGGCAUUGCAAGUCUACGCUUACUUCAUGUGCUGGCGCUUCAAGAAGAGAAUCGAACACUACUACGCCCUCGCCACCAAGGAGAGCAACAUUUACAGCUUCUGA
This is a messenger RNA of Mycosarcoma maydis (corn smut), 573 nucleotides long. RefSeq lists its product as uncharacterized. The transcript has a single exon. The record is from RefSeq and is a predicted model, not a curated record. NCBI's taxonomy places the organism in Eukaryota, Fungi, Basidiomycota, Ustilaginomycetes, Ustilaginales. Bases 1 to 573 code for a protein of 190 amino acids.